AUGGCUCACAAGGCAUCGGAGCAGGAGGUAUGCCAGUCAGUGCUCGAUUUUGUCACAGAGGGUACCUAUCCAACGUCUGAGAAUGUCAUUGUCGCGGAAUUUCCAGCAUCUGCUCUCGCGAAGGAGUUAGAGCUCUUAUCAAAGGCCAGAGAACAAGUAGAAACGGAGAUCACCGCGCUAAGUCAAGACAACGACUUCGAUGCCGAUGGGUGGAUCUCGCAAGCAAAACAGCUCCAUGCAGACAUUGAGCGAUCCAGGGUGACUGCGAGGGAGAUUGUCGCGCAGCAUGAAAAUACGAACCCUUUGCAACUGAAAGUCGAAGAUGCCGCCGCCAAGGUUCAAUUAAUUGAAACUGAAAUCGCCUUCAAUCAGGCUGUGACGCAUACACUUGAGGAGGUACAAAGACUGUGUCAGCGACUUGAUGCCGGGCGAGCCGUCCUCGGAGAAGGCCGGGUAAUGGAAGCAAUCAAGACAUUAGAGGCCACUGAGCAGGCCAUAAAGAAAGAUAAUCUUUUCUCAAACACAAGCGUCAUGCAUGUGUUGUUAGAGAAUGUCGACGAACUGCGACGAGAGAUUGCCGAGUACCUCCGUGCUCGGUGGAGCGAGCAGCUGAACGUUGACGGAAAGGGAGGUAGCUUGACAAUCUCGAAUGAUAAUGGACAUACAUUGGAAGAAACUAUCGCAGCUUUGGUCCACCUCGGCAUGGCCGCAUCGUGUCAGGAGAGGUUCGAGAAGGACCUUAUUUCCACCCUUUUUGAGCCUAUUCUACUACCUGCGGUUGAAGGAUAUAGUCGUGGUAUCAAGAUGGAGCAGUCCUCAAUUCGGGUAGAAUCCGAAUCAUCCAAAGCUUCGGUCUCUGAGCUUUUGGAUCGCAUUGCCACCGUCUUGGGCUUCCUGCGCCAACACCUUCCUGCGGCAAUCUCAGACUCUUUUUCUGGCUCGCUGAUUCCUACGCUCUCAUCAAAAGUCAUAUCGUGUUGGUUGUCGUCUGCCAUACCCACAGAUUUGGAGGGCCUAGAUACGUUCGAGAGUACCUUGAACUAUGUCCUAAAGUUCGCAAAUGCGAUCGAAAUGUUUGGGUGGCAUGGCCACGAAGAACUUGUGUCUUGGGUUAACCAAGCCCCUCGUCUGUGGCUUACCAGACGUCGAGUCGAUUCUUUGGACCGGGUUCGCAAGGUUCUGGCUGCAAGCCAAGGUGUCACAAAGCAAGUAGAACGUGUUGAAAAAGAGGAAGUUUCCGGUAAAGAUGAGGUUCUACUGGAUAAUACGGCCGAUGACUGGGAUGCUAGCUGGGAUGACGACAAUGAACAUGAAUCUACGGGAAAGCAUUCUGGAAAUAAAGAGGACGAAGAUGUCAGCGCAUGGGGAUUGGAUGACGAUAGCGAAGCUAACAUAACUGAAACGAAACCCGAUAUAUCUGUUGAGGAUGACGCUGCCGAUGCUUGGGGCUGGGGAGAUGAAGAUGAGGAAGAAAACCCCCAAUAUUCGCAGACUAAGAGCACAAAUGGGGACAAAUCAGUCAAUGGGAAAGAUUCAGCACAUCAUGCCUCUCCACGGGAGGUCACGUUAAAAGAGCAGUACACGGUAACUGACAUUCCUGAUUCUAUCCUGUGCAUUAUUCAGCAGCAAAUCAAAGACUCUGAAGCUAUAUCAAAGCCUGUACAUUCCCAUUCCCGUGUUGUUUCCUCUGGUGCUGGUCUACUUGCGCUUCCGACCUUGAUACUCGCCAUGUUCAAGGCAACGGCGUCAUCCUUUUACGGUCUUAAACUUCAUUCGGGCCAAAUGUACUUAUACAACGACAGUCUAUAUCUUGCCGAUAAAGUGCGCAAUCUUUCGGAGGAGCAUCGGCUCUCUAGGCUUCAUGCCGAUAUCGAUGCGCUCGAGAAGUUUGGCAAAUUCGCUUAUAGUAAGGAGAUGCGGACGCAACGCACUAUUGUCACAGAUCUGCUCGAUGGUGCGCAAGGCUUCAACCAAUGCUCUGAGCAACCAUUCCGGGGGGAAUGUGAAAAUGCAGUUAGUGCUGUCGUCGACAGGAUUCGUGACGUCUACAAGGAAUGGGAACCGAUCUUGUCACAUUCUGCACUUCUUCAGUCUGUCGGUUCUCUAGUUUCGACAGUUAUAAACAAAAUCAUCAUCGAGGUUGAGGAUUUAGGUGAUAUAUCGGAGGCUCAGUCCCAACAGCUCGUGCUGUUUUGCAACAAAGUUUCCGAACUUGAGGAUCUAUUCGUGCCAGAGACGACGGACGAGGGUGCACGUGUACCAAUGACCGCCGUCUACGUGCGAGACUGGCUUAAAUUCCAGUAUCUCAUCAACAUUUUAGAGAGCUCCUUAGCCGACAUCAAGUUCCUCUGGCUGGAAGGAGAACUGCGCCUGGAAUUUUCGCCCGAAGAGGUGGUAGAUCUGAUCGAGGCUCUUUUUGCUGAGUCUGACUACCGGCGGAAAGCUAUUGCAGAGAUUCGGCGAUUCAAGAUGAGCGAGGAGUUAAAUUCUUCUUCGGCUGCGGCCUCUGCGCAGAGGCAGGUUCGUGUGCAGCUUACUAGCAAACAAGAAGAUAUUGCCCUACCUGAGAACACCGGCCCGAUUCUCGUUCCCACAGGUCUUCGAAGAUAUGCACUUUCGACGUUAGUGAACAAUCUUCUUGGCAACGACAAGCCAAUCCCAUUCGAAUUUCUCAUCAACGGGUCGUUCCUCCGAACUUCGAUCGAUGAAUACCUGACUGCCAAUGGUAUCUCUGCGGAAACCACUCUCGAAAUUGAAUACGUGAGGGCCUUGAUCCCGCCUCUGCAUAUUGCAUCAUUCGAGCACGACGACUGGGUAAGCUCAGUUGAUGUGCUUUCGACAACUUCGCCCGCGGCUUCUUGGGCCUCUGCGCCGAUUGACCAGGGCCAGGAGAGGAUCCUUUCUGGUAGCUAUGAUGGCCUGCUUCGAAUUUGGGAUAUGUCAUCUCAGAUAGUUGCGACCUCGCCAUCUGCCGCCGGUGGUGGUCACACUGCGUCCAUUAAAGCUGCCAAGUUUAUUUCCCCAAAUUCGAUCAUGUCAGCGGGUCUCGACCGGACAGUGCGUCUGUGGAAGUAUUCUGAGGAUGGCGAUGGUUUCUCUGGCAAGCUGGCUCCUCAGCUUGAACUGUAUGGGCACAAAGGCCCUGUGAACUCUUUGGCUGUGUAUGCACCCUCAAGUCGCGUUCUUUCUGCCUCAUCAGACCACAGUGUAGGCCUCUGGUCGACUAAGAAAUCAGAUGCGCCAGCCGCUCCCGAAAAUCUGCUCCCGUCUGCCGCCAUGAAGAGCUCCAAGAGGAGAAAGCUGAAUUCGGCCGUGAGCACCCCGCAACGAGGGCCUCUGGCACUUUUGUCCUCCCACAGUGCACCCGUGUCAGCUGCAAUCUUCGAUUCCAACGACUCUACUGUUGGUUAUUCUGCUUCUUGGGACCAUUCUCUGCGUACCUGGGAUCUUGUCACUGCCUCUCUGGUAGAUACCCGGACAACUGCUCACUCGCUGCUUUCUCUUGAGCAUCUUCCGGAGCACCACCUCCUUGCUGCAGGCACAUCCGCUCGUCAUAUCACUCUUGUCGACCCUCGGGCAUCAGCGACGACAAUCGCAGCUAUGACUCUGCGAGGCCACACAAAUGCCGUCGUUUCCUUGGCUCGUGACCCCAAGAGCUCUUACGGUCUUAUCAGUGGAAGUCAUGAUGGCACAUGUCGGAUUUGGGAUAUCCGGGCCACGAAAACAGAUAAAGAUGGCGUGGUUGGUGAAAGCGUUUAUUCCAUCUCCCGCAAGAGUCUGGAAGAGCAAAGCAAAUCCGAGGCCAAGCGUGUCGGUGGAGAGGGUGUCAAAGUUUUCGGUGUAGCCUGGGAUGGGAUAGUCGGCAUUGUCAGUGCUGGAGAGGACAAGAGGAUUCAAAUUAACAGGGGUGAAGGCGUCUUAUCUUCUGUGUAA
Messenger RNA from Aspergillus alliaceus, 3933 nucleotides. RefSeq lists its product as uncharacterized. The record is from RefSeq and is a predicted model, not a curated record. Gene Ontology annotation, molecular function: protein binding. Lineage: Eukaryota; Fungi; Ascomycota; Eurotiomycetes; Eurotiales; Aspergillaceae. Gene Ontology annotation, cellular component: RZZ complex. The transcript is spliced from 6 exons. The coding region runs from base 1 to 3933 and encodes 1310 amino acids. Gene Ontology annotation, biological process: ribosome biogenesis; endoplasmic reticulum to Golgi vesicle-mediated transport; mitotic spindle assembly checkpoint signaling.